This is a messenger RNA of Euleptes europaea (tarantolino), 331 nucleotides long. RefSeq names its product ribonuclease K (gene RNASEK). The record is from RefSeq and is a predicted model, not a curated record. Bases 10 to 309 code for a protein of 99 amino acids. NCBI's taxonomy places the organism in Eukaryota, Metazoa, Chordata, Lepidosauria, Squamata, Sphaerodactylidae. The transcript is spliced from 4 exons. Gene Ontology annotation, molecular function: RNA endonuclease activity.
UCGGGCGCGAUGGUGUCGCUGCUGUGCUGCGGGCCGAAGAUGGCCGCCUGCGGGAUUGUGCUCAGCGCUUGGGGGGUCAUCAUGCUGGUUCUGCUGGGCAUUUUCUUCAACGUCCACUCGGCUGUGCUCAUCGAAGACGUCCCGACCACGGAGGAGGAUUUCCAAGGCAAAGGGCCGGAGAAGAUCUACCAGCUCUACAACCAAGUCAGUUACAACUGCUUCAUCGCAGCCGGCUUCUACGUCCUCUUGGGGGGCUUCUCCUUCUGCCAAGUGCGGCUCAACAAGCGGAAGGAAUACAUGGUCCACUAAGGGCUCCUCGACCCACCGCCCA